UUGGCGGAUUUUUGCAAAAGUGUGUCACCACCUCUUGAACAACUUCUGAUUGGUUCACGUGGCAUCCAUGAAGUGAACUGCACCAGAUCAGCCUCUGGUCCAUUCUCUCACAUUUUGAAAUGAAUGCUUGAAAAAAAAAAUUUUGACACACCAAUCAGGGGAAUUGCCAAAAUGCUUAAACCCAAGUGAAAUCUGUCCUUGCUGAGCAGCCGCUUGUUGGAGCAAAAACUCCACAUGUAUAUCAAUGAUGGCGCACCCGCCACCCCCACCUUUACACAACAAAAACCACCAUUAUCAUCUUCCUUGUUGUUGCUCUAUCACUAGCAAGAGCUUAUCUACAGCUGCUGCUGUUUCUGCUGCUGCAUUACAGAAAUUAAGCUACUCAUGUCUGCCACUUCCCCUGCUUCUUCUCACUCUCUCUACAACUUGUUCUUUUCGUGUUCGUAUUUCCUUACCUUUCUUGCUCAAACAAGAUGGAAAGUCUUCUUUCAUCUUUUUGCUUCUAGCUUUCCCAUCCGUAACCAGCACUACUAGCCCACCUGCACAAUUAAGCUUCCAGCAUAUUCGUUUCAAAAGCAAAUAUGUCACAGGUGUGGUACCGAAAAAGGCUACAGGGGAAGGAGGGGAAGUAGGAGAUGUGUCACCGAAGCCAAGUGGCCUUACUAUUAAUACCCCACAAAUCUUAUAGCUAGCUAGCAAGUUAGCAACCAACCAACCAACCCUUUUACUUUACAAGUCUUGAAGAGUUAAGCAAAGACCAGAAAAACCAAAAAAAAAAAAAGAAAAGAGAAAAAUAUGUCACUUUCCUGCACAAAAAACUUCUUCAAGAGGUUCUGUAUUGAUGAAUAUCAAAUAGGUAGUGUUGCUCAGAGCAGCUUCUUCUCUAGUGAUCUUCUGCCCUCCCUUGGAGCCAGAAUCAACCAGUCAACUAAGCUCAGGAAAUACAUUAUAUCCCCAUACAAUCCUCGCUAUAGGGCUUGGGAGAUGCUACUUGUUCUUCUAGUCAUUUACUCCUCCUGGAUUUGCCCGUUCGAGUUUGCAUUUCUGCCUUACAAGCAAGAUGCUCUUUUCGUCAUUGACAACAUUGUCAAUGGCUUCUUUGCCAUUGACAUCUUCCUGACUUUCUUUGUUGCCUAUCUCGACAGCCGCUCUUAUCUUCUCGUUGACAAUCCCAAGCAAAUCGCAAUGAGGUACAUCUCAACCUGGUUCAUUUUCGAUGUGUGCUCCACUGCACCAUUUCAGUCAAUUAGCCUCCUCUUCACAAAUCAUGGCAGCGAACUUGGCUUCAAACUACUCAACAUGCUCAGGCUCUGGCGCCUCAGACGUGUCAGCUUCUUGUUUGCAAGGUUCAUCACCAUACUCUUCCAUCCUAAUCCUAUGGCUUUGCCUUUGGUUUUCUUCAAAUUUUCCAAUUGUUCUGAUGCAAGUAUUGACACACACAAUACUCACUGGCCGGUUUGCUUUCCCUUCAGACUUGAGAAGGACAUUCGGUUCAAUUACUUCUGGAUUCGGUGCACAAAGCUCAUAUCUGUAACCCUUUUUGCAGUACACUGUGCUGGAUGCUUCAACUAUCUGAUCGCAGACCGAUAUCCUGACCCGAAACGAACCUGGAUUGGUGCAGUGUACCCAAAUUUCAAAGAGGACAGUCUCUGGAACAGAUAUGUGACUGCAAUAUACUGGUCUAUAACAACACUAACAACAACUGGCUAUGGGGACUUGCAUGCUGAGAACCCCAGGGAGAUGCUGUUUGACAUUUUCUACAUGCUCUUCAACUUGGGAUUGACAUCUUACCUCAUUGGAAACAUGACAAACCUUGUGGUUCAUUGGACCAGCAGAACCAGAAUCUUUAGGGACACAGUGAGAGCUGCUACGGAAUUUGCAGCAAGAAAUGACUUGCCCCAACGCAUUCAGGAUCAAAUGUUGUCACAUAUAUGCCUCAAGUUCAAGACAGAAGGAUUGAAGCAGCAAGAGACCUUAAAUGGUUUGCCAAAAGCCAUUCGUUCAAGCAUUGCACAACAUCUCUUCUUCCCCAUUGUUCAAAAAGUCUAUCUCUUUCAAGGAGUUUCUCAUGACUUCCUCUUUCAGUUGGUAUCAGAAAUAGAUGCAGAGUAUUUUCCACCCAGGGAAGAUGUAAUUCUACAAAAUGAGGCUCCAACGGAUCUUUACAUACUGGUCUCAGGUGCAGUGGAUUUGAUAUGCAAUAUUGAUGGGCAUGAGCAAGUUGUAGGAAAGGCAACUGCUGAUGAUACUUUGGGAGAAAUAGGAGUAUUAUGUAAUAUGCCACAGCCUUUCACCGUUCGGACCACCGAACUUUCUCAGAUUUUACGACUCCGCAGCAGUUCCCUGAUGGCCACUCUACAGGCAAAUAAGGAAGAUGAGCAAAUUAUCAUGAACAACAUUUUUAUGAAACUGAAGGGGCAAGAAGGGUUGGGCUGUGAAUAUCCACAUACAGAUCCAAUAGAAGGAUGCUGUUCUCAAGCACAAUGCAAAGACAAUUCACAUCAAGAUCCAUUGUUUACAGGUCCAGAGGCUACAGAGAAGAGUGAGAUAUGCAAGGCUGAUAUUUUAACUAGAUGUGCAAUGGAUGUCAACAUCGCUGCUGAGGACGGCCAAAUGGCUCUUCAUUCUGCUGCUUGCCAGGGACAUAAGGAAAUGGUUAAAAUUUUGCUUGAAGGAGGAACCAAUGUAAACAAACCGGAUACUAGAGGUUGGACGCCAAAAGCUCUGGCACAACAGCAGGGAAACAAGAGCAUAAAUGACCUCUUACGAAGUUAUGAGAAUAGGAGAAUAGAUGAACAUAGAAUAGAGUUUAGUGAGCCAGAAACAUCUGAAAGCACCAGGAGUUGUAAAGGAAAUUCCAAAAGACACGAGGGCACCCAGUUUCUCCACGCUCACUUGAGAAAGGAACCCAUGAAGUCCUAUUCAGCCACUUCUAGCCCUGCAAGAGAUAAAGAAGGGAUGAGAUCAAUCAACAAGAGAGUAACUAUCCACAUGCAUUUUCAAAAUGGAAGUGUAUCAGAGACGCAGCUUGCAAAGUUAAUAAUCCUACCUGAUUCGAUGGAAGAGCUGCUCAGAGUUGCCAGUGAGAAGUUUGGAGGCUACAAACUUACAAAAGUCAUUAAUGCAGAGAAUGCAGAAAUAGAUGACAUAAGUGUUGUUCGAGAUGGUGAUCACCUGUUUCUUCUUCAUCAUGACUGUGAUAAUAUGAAUUCUGAUGUGACUUAAUAUUUAUUUAGAUACAACUACGUAGAGGUGAAGAUAGCUUGUAACUUUUAGGCAAUGUAAAAUAAGAUGUUAACAGAAAUUUUGAUUUGACCACCAGUUGAAGAUUUUGGAUCCCCAAAUCCAGUAAUACUACCGGCGAAGUGGAAAAGAGUUGAUUACCGAA
Prunus mume (Japanese apricot) is the source of this 3388-nucleotide messenger RNA. The record is from RefSeq and is a predicted model, not a curated record. NCBI's taxonomy places the organism in Eukaryota, Viridiplantae, Streptophyta, Magnoliopsida, Rosales, Rosaceae.